This is a messenger RNA of Debaryomyces fabryi, 492 nucleotides long. RefSeq lists its product as uncharacterized. The transcript has a single exon. The annotation marks the transcript as partial. NCBI's taxonomy places the organism in Eukaryota, Fungi, Ascomycota, Pichiomycetes, Serinales, Debaryomycetaceae. Gene Ontology annotation, molecular function: oxidoreductase activity, acting on NAD(P)H. The record is from RefSeq and is a predicted model, not a curated record.
AUGCACGGUAAUUUCUCUAAAACCAGAGGAGCAUUCAGCGAUUAUGUGAUUGCUGAUGUUAACACUACAGUCAAGUAUGAUAAAUCUGCCUUCAAUUCCGAAGCUCUUGAAGUAGGUGAUCAUAAUUCAUCUUUGAUUAAUACGUUCGAAGGUGCUGCAUCUAUCAACUUGGGGCUUGUUACCGUUGGUUUGUCUUUUCACCAUAAGCUUGGUAUCAAGGCAGACAAACAAGCUAAUGCUUCCAAAUAUAUUUUGAUUUGGGGUGGUGCUACAGCUACUGGUAUCUUAGCAAUUCAAGUCGCAAAGCUUGCAUAUGGCUUAAAUGUCAUCACAACAGCUUCUUCGAAACACCACGAUUUCUUGAAAUCAUUAGGUGCUGAUAAAGUUUUUGACUACCAUGAUUCAGAUGUUAUCGAGCAAAUAAAGAAAGCUGGUGGUUCUAAUAUCAGAUAUGCUUUGGAUACGGUUUCAAACGAACAAACUUUCCAAUCU